This is a messenger RNA of Peronospora belbahrii, 531 nucleotides long. NCBI's taxonomy places the organism in Eukaryota, Oomycota, Peronosporomycetes, Peronosporales, Peronosporaceae. The record is from the annotation of a GenBank genome assembly.
AUGGACCCUUGGUUGUACGGUCAGGUAAAAACGGAGCUUCUUGUUCAAAUUAAUGGCGUGUCAUCUCGGGAGCACACUGGCAGCCAAGUGAUACUUCUUGCGGCUACUAAUCUUCCUUGGGAAUUUGAUGAGGCUAUGCGGCGGCGACUGACAAAGCGUGUCUACAUCCCCUUUCCCGAAACGAAAGCACGCCGAGAAAUUUUUGAAUUGAAUCUGGGUCAAAUUGACCUGGACUUGGAUGUUGAUUUAGACGAUCUUGUCCAGGAAACGGAGGGCUAUAGCGGUGACGACAUCACGAAUGUCUGCGUAACAGCCAAGCGGAUGCCUGUAGAAAGGGUCUACACUCCCGAGUUACUUCUUAAGAUGCGGCGAGAGAUGGAAGUAGGCGAAAAAUUUCGUGAACUUGAGACACAACGACUUGUGGUCACUAAGGCAGAUUUCGCUGAAGCGCUGGACAACGUUUCUAAGUCAGUAGGGCACGACCAACUCCGUCGGUUUAAAGAGUGGGAAACCGAGUUUGGAUCGAAAUAA